AGUGCUUUGCCAUUGGUCCAGAUGUUGGUUUGGCUAUAACGAGGCUCUCUCUGAUCAAGUAUACCAAUGACGGACAAUGUACCUCUGUUCGUUGCGCAGGAAGCCUUGUGCUACUACCCGAUAAGUACCAUUUACGAUUCCUGCCCGAGGUAUCUUUUCUACUCUCUUCUCUUGGCGAGCUGCGUCACAAGAUGGACAGGGUGGUUAGCAGAUGUGUUUCUAGGCACCGCAGCUACAUACGCAGGCACGGCUGCAUUCCAGUCCUUCAUCCUAGUUGCAAGUCCUGCCAAGCAACACUAUCCCGGCCCAGUCACCAUUCCCUAUAUUUCUUCUGCGAUGCAGCAAAAUGAUACCAGACUUUCAUCAGAUGACUUUCCAGCGCUUGUCAUCAAUGCGGACCAGGUGAUGGUCCAGCCGGCGGCUCUCGAGCUCGAUGCUGACGCUAUUCUCGCUAUCGUGGUGACCGGGUACCUAGUCUUCCUGCCAUUGCAAUGUUGGUCUCGGGUAUUAAGUCACAAUCGUGCUCGGAAUAUUCUUUUCUGUCUAUGGAAUGCUUUAAUGUUAGCCGGCUCGAUUUGCGCAUUAGUAUAUUGGCCAACCUUACAACGAACUCCGAAGCAGUACAUGUUUUGCUAUCCAGAUAUUCCGCCCUUUGAGACGACAACUAGUGAUGGAUGGCAGGACACUUGGAGAACUUCGACUUGGAACGAAAGUGUUUGGAGUACCUUCUCCAACAUGACGAAAUUUGAUCAGCUGGGUGAUAUUUGCUACAAUCCGUGUUUCAACACAACCCAAAUCUUGAGGCAGCAGACAUCCUUGGCUUCAGCAGUAGUAUCAGAUUCAUACAAUCGGCAAGCUGUGGGGAACGAUAACAAUUUUUGGGAUAGAGUCAUCUACUCGAGACGAUACAUCUAUACCUUGAUUGUUCUUUGUGUUAUUUUGAAUUGCGUUUUGAUGACUCUGAAAGUAUUACCUUAUCGUUCACAUAUUCGCUCCGUACAGCCGGUAGCAAUAUGGAGAAAUAGAAAGGAAAUUUUGAAUGACUUGAAAGACAAUUUUUGGGAGGCAGUCGCGUCAUCAAAACCCGUUGAUCGCUCUCGGGACGAGGAAAACUCAACCAGCACCACCGCCACGAACAAUGCUGGCCAGAAAUUCAAAAUACGAGACUACAUUUGUGCAGUAUUCAGUGUUCGAUUUGCAAAAUUAUGGUUUCGUUUUUUUGGCGAUGUCGCUAUCUUAAUCGGUUUGCUAUUUAGCAUCAUUAUUAGUCCCUUCACGGUCAUCGCGUUUGUCGUGUGGAUAGAAUGGUACAUUCGUAACGAUGGUCCGUCACAGGAAAGUCCACGUCAGGUUGGCCAAUGGGCCUACUUGCUUUCUAUUGGACUGCUCCUUAUUUCGGCAGCUGUGUUGAAAAUGAAAUACCGAGUCGCUUCCCAAACAGAGCUAAAUUAUGAGUUUGAAGAAACGCGAAAGCAUUUGGAGAAGCUACAAAGAGUACGAGACGAAAGGUUUGGAAAUACUCGAUCGCUUGGGAUCUAG
Molecule: messenger RNA, 1539 nt
Organism: Talaromyces proteolyticus
Lineage: Eukaryota; Fungi; Ascomycota; Eurotiomycetes; Eurotiales; Trichocomaceae
Exons: 1
Coding region: 67-1539 (490 amino acids)
Source: RefSeq, a predicted model, not a curated record